Messenger RNA from Mesorhabditis belari, 1086 nucleotides. The record is from the annotation of a GenBank genome assembly. Lineage: Eukaryota; Metazoa; Nematoda; Chromadorea; Rhabditida; Rhabditidae.
AUGAUCAUGUUAAAACCGUUUUUUCUUGCCUUCUUUCUAGCUUAUAUUGGGAUCGUAUUAGGAGAAAGCGAAGCGGUGAUUUCAACCUCUACAUCACCAUCUAUACCAAAUGAUCCUAAAGCGAUUGAAGCUUGUUUACAAGGAAAUAUGGGUCAAAAUGAAAUGAUUGACGAGUGUUGGCAAGACGCGAAUGAUUGCGACGAUCUAGUUCGAAAUAUGCACUGCAUUAUCGCAGCGAAAACGAGAAUUUGUGGCGGUGAUUUGGCAAAGAAUUACACGAAAUGGAUCUACGUGGAGAUCUUUCAGCAAAUGCUGAGAACACAAACUCAUCGUUGCACGGACAGACUAAUCGCCGAGCUUGAAAUGCAAAAACCCAAACCGUGUGAGCGUUGCUUGGACUUUGAAAAUAUUUUCUAUACUGAGAUUGGUGAAAAUGCUCUUUCUAAACACUUUUCAAAAUACUGGAUACAUGAAAAUGGAUGUAAAGUCGGGGAACUCUCUUGGAAAAAUCCCGACAAAUCAAAGAUUAGACUCCGUUUGGGAGAUGCGGAAGAUCAAUUGAAGGAUAUUUUCUUGAAAUGCGAUACGAAAGUGUCAAUCUUUUGUGACAAUAACGGGAAAUGGUUGUUGGAAGGAGAUGAUGGAAUUAGCUUGAAAAAUUACAGUUUAACACGAAUUCAAGCUCAUCCCCUUUCCAAAUCAACUGGUGAUUGCGAUAGAAAGCUUUGUGAACUCUGUCUUCCUUUUGAUAAACUCGCAACAAAUCGGACAAACAUAUCGAAAUUUUGGCACAAAAUCGUCACUGAAAAUGUACAGACAAAAAAUGGGUAUUGUAUGGCAGCUCAUAUCACUUGGGAAAGCAAAAAUCAAUCGAAAAUUCGAGUGAAAAUGAUUGAUGUUAAGGGUACAACUUAUGAAUUGUAUUUGAAAUGCGAGGAAAGAGUGACGCUUUUUUGCAACAAUGAUCGUAGAUGGAGAUGGGAAAAUCCGAAAAAAGAACUCGUUUAUUUGAAAGGAAUUGAAAGCGAAAUGUUAUCCGAAUCCGAGAGGACAUGUGAGGAGGAACACGAUGCUCUUCAACGACAU